UUUGGGCCGUCGGGGAGGGAAGUGGCACCUUUGUCAUUGCACUUUGGGGCGUCUUUAUUGUUAUAUUUACCCUGCUCUUCUGAAAAACAGUGGCUUUAUGGUAGAUCCCAGGUGUGCCCAGGCUCCGGAAAGACAUAACUAAAGGAAAAAAAGCAGCAGCUUGCUCUGAAGAGCCUUUCCAAAGGGCUUUCCCGGGAAUCAGAUCCCCAGGGAGGCACAACUUGCACCUCCUGGAGCAAGAUGGAUGUUUGGGCAAGGCUUGCACAGGAGGAAAACACCCAUUUCUCAAGGUUUCCAGCUCUUCCCCAUGAACUACGGCUUCAGUUUUUAUCUCCAGGCAAGGAAAAGGAGAGCCCAGCAACUUUUAAAACGAAGGUGGCUUUAUUGCGGCAACGUGCUGCCCUGGGAAUGGUGGUCCCCCCCUUCUGCUGGAGGCCAACCUCAACAGCCAGGACAAGCAGCCACGAACAUCUUUAUGGCAUUUUCCUGGCUGGGCAGAGCUGCUGGCGCUGGACCCCAGCUCACGUUGAACGGGUGGGAUGCGAGCAGGUUCACGCCUGGGUUAAUACUGGUUUUAGGCAGGUGGCGAGUGAUGGGAGAUGGGGAGAAGUUGGUUCAUGCAUCAGCUUGGGCACCCAACUCCCCUCUUCCCACAGAGAAAACGUGGAAAUGCCUGGAAAACAGGAAAAUUUCAGCAAGAGAUGAAAUCCUGAGCAUAUUUUGCAGGAACUCUUCUCCCCGCUUACAAACAUGCCUCGUUACUGUCGAUACAGGGGAUGCCGAUAACAUUCCCUAAUUCACCCUGAAUUUUGCAUGUUGAAACCGCCGCUGCCUGGCUCCAGACCUGACCCUGCUACAGACGAGAGAGCAAACCUGAAAAAACAGGAGCUGGGAAGAAAACGGGAGCAGGGAUAAGGUACCAAACAGGUUUUGCAUUGCUUCUGCUGAGACUCCAGAUCCUGCCAUCAAAUAAUCUCCCCAGAGGCAAGAGAAAAGCCCCGCUAUCGGAUGACCUUAAAGCGCAAAGUCUGAUUUCCAACCCUCGUUUUUUUGCUUAAUGACGAGGCCGGCCGUGACGAAGUGCCAGGCGCUGGGUUGAUGCGGAUUUAUUGAUACCCCUGUUAAAAGGCUAAGUGGAGGCGAGCAAGCCAGGCAUGAAAUGGAAGCGGACAGCUCGGGAAGCAAAGCAGACACACUGGUGUGACCAAGAGUUUGCUUUUCAUGAAAUCAAAUUUACAGAUGAUCAACAUCUAAAUGGCAAAACGACGAAAUUGCAAAAUAAUUCACCGUUCAGCCCCCCACCAACCCCCCGGCAAAGUGUCUUUGAUGCCCAUGGGCCUCAUCCUAUCGUCCCCAGGGGUUCUCACUGAUGGUGAUGCUUCCCUGCACCUCUCUGAAGAAUUUCUUUCCAUUUCUUAAGGUCAGAUGUACACAAUCUUGCACACAGCAAAGAAAUAAAAGCCGUUUCCCUCCCCAAUCCCUAGCAAUCGAGCCAAAACUGAUGCAAAAAAUAAGCCCCAAACCACCCCAACAACCCCAGAAGAGACAGAUCCUGCAGGUUGGGGAUGGACAACUUGAAUUUUCCGACGUCCUGGUGGUCUGAUGUCUAGAGACCGCCACUGCGCAAGACCAAAUCUCCUCUGGCUUCAAUGCCCCAUCCUCUCCAGAGGUCUGUUUGCAUCCCGUGAUGCCUUUCUCCUCCCAAAGUCAAUGAGCGUCGCCCAAAAUACAUUUGAACCUGGGAGCUACGGGGCGUUCAGCAUUAGGCGUCGAUACAAUGGUGGCCGGAGCAUCUUCAUCUCAAGGCACUCUGGGCUCCCGCACCCACCAGCGCCCGUGACUUUACUCCACGGUCCCGUCCUCUGAUUUCUGAGCACUUUAGGGAAGCUCAAGCUCUCUCCAGGCAGCAGAACCAUGCUGGAGGAUGAGGAUGGGAUGAGCGAGAGGGGGCUCAGCAGCUCGAGGAGGAGGUACGACGAUGAGGAAGAUUACCACUCCAUCUACAUUGGGGUGCCAGUGCCUCGGGGCUACCGGAGGAAACGGCGUCGACGAAGAUCUGUCUCCAGCCGGGACAGGACGAGCGAGAGCGAGCGGCACUACGAGCGCCAGGAUCGCUCCGACACCGACGACGGCGGCCACGGCUGCUACGAGAGCGGCAACGACAAUGCCAGCAGGACCAUGUCACCGGCUGCCGAGCGCCUCCGCUACAUCCUGGGGGAAGACGAUGAAGCUCCCAACCCCACGCUCUUCACGGAGAUGGACACGCUGCAGCACGACGGCGAGGAGAUGGAGUGGAAAGAAUCGGCCAGGUGGAUAAAGUUUGAAGAAAAGGUGGAGGAAGGAGGGGAGAGGUGGAGCAAGCCCCACGUGUCCACGUUGUCUUUGCACAGCCUGUUUGAGUUGCGGACGUGUCUACAGACGGGAACGGUGCUCCUGGACUUAGAUGGCUACUCUCUGCCCCAAAUUAUAGACGAUGUCAUUGAGAAGCAGAUCGAGGAUGGUCUGCUCAAGCCAGAGCUGCGGGAGAAGAUAAGCUACGUGCUCCUCAGGAAGCACCGCCACCAAACCAAGAAGCCAAUCCACCGGUCCUUGGCCGACAUCGGGAAGUCCGUCUCCUCCAGCACAACCCGCAGCCCCGUCCGGAGCCCAGCCGCCGGCGCUGCCUUCCACCGCUCCACCGAGGACCUGCGGAUGCGACAGAGCGCGAGCUACGGCCGCCUGCGUCACGCGCAGAGUCGGAGCAUGAACGACAUCUCGGACACACCAAGCUCCGACCAGCUGAAGAACAAGUUCAUCAAGAAGAUCCCCAAGGAUGCCGAGGCCUCCAAUGUGCUGGUGGGAGAAGUGGAGUUCCUGGAGAAGCCCUUUGUGGCUUUCGUGCGGCUCCUCCAGGCAACGAUGCUGGGAGGGGUGACGGAGGUGCCUGUCCCCACCAGGUUCCUCUUUAUUCUCCUUGGUCCCGCGGGAAAAGCCAAAUCCUACAACGAGAUCGGCAGAGCCAUCGCGACUCUCAUGGUGGACGAUCUCUUCAGCGACGUUGCCUACAAAGCCCGGGAUAGAGAAGACCUGAUCGCCGGCAUAGAUGAGUUCCUGGAUGAAGUCAUCGUCCUGCCACCUGGCGAGUGGGACCCCAACAUUAGGAUUGAGCCACCCAAAAAAGUGCCCUCAGCUGAGAAGAGGAAAUCUGUUUUCUCGCUGAACGAAGUGGGACAGAUGAACGGCACGGCCGGUGGGGCAGGCGCUGGGGGCGGUGGAGGAGGCAGCGAUGAUGGGGAGAUGCCCGAAGUUCAUGAAAUCGGGGAAGAGCUCGCGUGGACGGGCAGGUUUUGUGGUGGCCUCUAUCUGGAUAUCAAGAGGAAGCUGCCCUGGUUCCCGAGUGACUUCUACGAAGGCUUUCAUAUCCAGUCCAUCUCUGCCAUCUUGUUCAUCUACCUGGGCUGCAUCACCAAUGCCAUCACAUUUGGGGGCUUGCUUGGGGACGCGACGGACAACUACCAGGGCGUCAUGGAGAGCUUCCUUGGCACGGCGAUGGCAGGCUCCAUGUUUUGCCUCUUCGCUGGGCAGCCGCUCAUCAUCCUCAGCAGCACCGGCCCCAUCCUCAUCUUCGAGAAGCUGCUCUUCGACUUCAGCAAAGGCAACGGCAUUGACUACAUGGAAUUCCGCCUCUGGAUCGGCUUGCACUCUGCCCUACAGUGCCUUAUCCUGGUGGCCACCGACGCCAGCUUCAUUAUAAAGUACAUCACCCGCUUCACGGAGGAAGGCUUCUCCACCCUCAUCAGCUUCAUCUUCAUCUACGAUGCCAUCAAGAAGAUGAUCGGAGCCUUUAAGUACUAUCCCAUCAAUUCAGACUUCAAGCCGGACUACGUGACCAUGUACAAGUGCGAGUGCAUCGCCCCCGACCCAGCCAACGCGACCUUGUUUGAUGCUUCAGCUCCAGUGGCACCAAACACCACUAACGUUUCUCUGUACAAUGCUAUUAACCUAACAGCUCUGGACUGGACUCAGCUGAGUAAGAAGGAAUGUCUCAAAUACGGCGGCAGCUUAGUGGGGAAAUCCUGUAAAUUCGUGCCCGACCUGGCCCUUAUGUCCUUCAUCCUCUUCUUCGGCACCUACUCCAUGACCUUGACCCUGAAAAAAUUCAAAUUCAGCCGCUAUUUCCCCACCAAGGUCAGGGCUUUCAUUGCCGAUUUUUCCAAUGUCUUCUCCAUCCUGCUUUUCUGCGGAGUGGAUGCCUGUUUCGGACUGGACACCCCUAAGCUCCAUAUCCCCAGUAUCAUCAAGCCCACCCGUGUGGACCGAGGGUGGUUCGUGUUUCCCUUUGGGAAGAACCCGUGGUGGGUUUACCUGGCGAGCGCCCUGCCCGCCCUCCUGGUCACCAUCCUCAUCUUCAUGGACCAGCAGAUCACAGCCGUCAUCGUCAACAGGAAGGAGCACAAGCUGCGGAAAGCAGCGGGUUACCACCUGGAUCUGUUCUGGGUGGGCAUCCUCAUGGCCGUCUGCUCCUUCAUGGGGCUGCCCUGGUACGUGGCAGCCACCGUCAUCUCCAUCGCCCACAUCGACAGCUUGAAGAUGGAGACGGAGACCAGUGCCCCAGGGGAGCAGCCCCAGUUCCUGGGGGUCAGGGAGCAGAGAGUGACGGGCAUCAUCGUCUUUGUGCUGACAGGGAUUUCUGUCUUCCUGGCCCCUAUCCUGAAGUACAUCCCCAUGCCGGUGCUGUACGGCGUCUUUCUGUACAUGGGUGUCGCGUCGCUGAACGGCAUCCAGUUCUGGGACCGCUGCAAGCUCUUCCUCAUGCCGGCCAAGCACCAGCCCGACUACGUCUUCCUCCGGCACGUGCCGCUGCGCCGCAUCCACCUCUUCACGCUGGUGCAGAUCGUCUGCCUGGCCGUCCUCUGGAUCCUCAAAUCCACUGUGGCUGCCAUCAUCUUCCCCGUCAUGCCCCCUGCUGCAGAGCCAGAAGGGCUGAGAGUUCAUUUGGGAAGAGGAAGGCAAACCCUCCUCCUCCUCCUCACGCACCCACCCUGGAGGUUUUGGGUCCCUUUGAGUGCUCCAGGUGGUCUUGGAGCCCACCGAGGCGCUGCCUUCACCGAAUUUCCCCACUUUCUUCUCCAGUUCCCACCUCCCUCAGUCAUUAAGAUCCCCAUGGAGCCCCUGCCAUCGCAGCCCCGAAACGGGGGUCCCCAUUGCCUCAGCCGAAAGAGGUCCUCCACCUGGAGCUUUGCGUUCUGAUACCUCCCCAAACGGUUCAGACCUGGAUCGCAGUAUUACGCUUCACCUGAAGAUUUCGUGCCCAUCGUCUCCCGCAUUUAACUACUCCCGAAACCCCCUCUGCGCCGUGCCCCAGGUGAAGAUCGAGAUGGAGUCGGACUACGAGGACACCGACACUGAGAAACCACCUCGGGACAUGGGCAGUGAGACCACGCUAUAGUCCUGCGCAGAGCUUCCUCUGCCGUUUAUAUAUAUAUAUCGAUAUUUAGAUAUUCAUAUAUAUAUAUAAAGCAAAUUGGGUUUAUUUUCGUAUGUGAGGCGGAGGAGACCGGUGGCCCCAGGAGUCUGUUGCUCGGGUAGUUUUUAGUGUCACGAGUCAAACGCGUUGUUGAAUUUCCUCCCUUUCUGCUGGGCUGGUGGCAAAAUGGGGCUGAAAAGGUGAAAUUGGCGAUUUUGGCCCCCACGAGCCCCAGAGCUGCUGCUGGGUGGAGAAGCUGGAGGUGGUCGGGGCUGCGGGAGCAGCAGGGAUGGGG
Molecule: messenger RNA, 5741 nt
Organism: Falco peregrinus (peregrine falcon)
Lineage: Eukaryota; Metazoa; Chordata; Aves; Falconiformes; Falconidae
Gene: SLC4A5
Product: solute carrier family 4 member 5
Biological process (GO): regulation of intracellular pH; transmembrane transport; monoatomic anion transport
Cellular component (GO): plasma membrane
Molecular function (GO): solute:inorganic anion antiporter activity; monoatomic anion transmembrane transporter activity; sodium:bicarbonate symporter activity
Source: RefSeq, a predicted model, not a curated record